AUGUUCAAAAACUGGCGUUAAAAUUUAAAUUUCCCAUCGAGAAUCCAAUUUUUAUUCGUUGUCUCCAGGACUUCACAGUUCUUCCGGACGGCAUCCCGCCACUUUCCACAUCACGGACACGGAGAAGCUGAAAGGAUUCCGACGAGCUCCCAACAACUUCAAUCGGUACAUGAGUGGUCAGCUGUUCUCCCUCGACGUCGAGACGGUCUACACAUCCAAAGGCCAAGCAGCCGGGAGAGUCACAAUGGUCGAUCAGCACGGAAUGCCAUUGGUGGAUGCACUCGUCAAGCCGGAGGAUACGAUCAGCUGGCACAGGCGACGGAGUCAUUGGAUUCGGUGA
Messenger RNA from Caenorhabditis sp. 36 PRJEB53466, 340 nucleotides. The record is from the annotation of a GenBank genome assembly. Lineage: Eukaryota; Metazoa; Nematoda; Chromadorea; Rhabditida; Rhabditidae.